Messenger RNA from Fusarium coffeatum, 1335 nucleotides. RefSeq lists its product as uncharacterized. Bases 1 to 1335 code for a protein of 444 amino acids. The record is from RefSeq and is a predicted model, not a curated record. Gene Ontology annotation, molecular function: RNA polymerase II cis-regulatory region sequence-specific DNA binding; DNA-binding transcription activator activity, RNA polymerase II-specific. Gene Ontology annotation, biological process: regulation of transcription by RNA polymerase II. NCBI's taxonomy places the organism in Eukaryota, Fungi, Ascomycota, Sordariomycetes, Hypocreales, Nectriaceae. The transcript is spliced from 2 exons. Gene Ontology annotation, cellular component: nucleus.
AUGGAGGCUACAAGCUUCUCAUCCAGGCGCCCAGCCGCGAACGCACUUCCCGCCUUCUCUCUGCCACCUCCAAAUGCAGAUGUUCCAAGUAUGAACAGAUAUCCCUUCCACCCUUCCCUGGCAGGAAGCCAGUCAGAGUCCAUCCACAACUCCCGUGAAGCCGACUCGGUUGGAUAUUCCUAUGCGCCGUCUUUUUCCCCCCUCCCCGGCUCCUACCCUGAUCGCCGUAUUUCAUCGUCGCCUAGUGUUCUGACCCCUUCGCCAGGAGCCAGCGAUGGUCUGAGUCCCAGUAUCUCCAGUGUCAACACGGGCAGCUCCCAGGGUUCUCAAGCACACGGUGGGAUGUAUCCGUACAACAAUCUCGGAGGUAGCUGGUCCGCGCCAGGCAACUCUUCCUAUACGGUCAGUUCAGCAACCCAGGCCGCGCCGUCUCUUGGUCAGCAGCAUUUCGGUGUACGAAGCCAGUCUCUUUACGGCCAGGGUUCCGGAAUACAUCAGUACAACCACCCACGAAGCUCCCAGUCGCCAGCUACCGGAGGUGAAGGUCUCCCAGCGCCUCCCUUUGAUCAAGUGCAUCAUCCUUUCCAGACCUCGGUCUCAGGGGGAGGCGGCCAGACCACUCCACCAGGUCUAUCGACAUCUCAGCAAUCCCAGAGUGCAAUUCUGACUUCGCAGAACUCGGUUUCUACCCAACCUCCGACUCCUUCAGGUGUAUCGGCACAUGCAGACGCGUACACGCAUUCGAGACCCCCGAGUACGCCAAGCUAUUACACAGCUUCCUCUGCACCUCAGACGUCAAACUUCUCAGCAUAUCCGCCUCCUCAGCCUUCACCAACCCAUCACUCACCCCCGGGUCAUGGGCCUGUUCCCCGUGGGCUGGGAUCGGCUGGCAUGGCACCUCCUAAUGCUUAUCGACACUAUCCUCCCUACCAGCCUCUUCCGAACAUGGGUGGAUCAGCCAUCAUGUCAAACAUUCACCAGCCCGGAGGUCAAAUGUCGAUGAUACCGGGAAUGGGUGUACCUUCGUAUUCACCCAUGAUGUAUGGUGGACAUGGCCAGCCUCCUCCCCAGUCGGAACGUCCUUUCAAGUGCGAUCAAUGCAAUCAAUCGUUCAGCCGCAACCAUGAUCUGAAGCGACACAAGAGAAUCCAUCUGGCUGUGAAGCCCUUCCCUUGCACUUUCUGCAGCAAGAGUUUCUCCCGCAAAGAUGCAUUAAAGAGGCACCGACUCGUCAAGGGCUGUGAAAGCAAGGCCAACGAGGCGAAGGACGGAGACAGCAACGGUGCAGAUCGAAGCGGAGAGGAAAACGACCCCGAUGUGAAGCGUGAACAGUAG